AUGCGUCUCGCCUAUCUCAUUCUCUCUGUCUUUGUCGCUGCCGUGGCUGCGGUGCCGAACCAAUGCACCCCCAACGGUUUGCCAUGCGAUUCGCAGACUCCUUGCUGCUCGAAGCUCUGCGUCAUCAAGGGUGAUAUCGGCAGCCCCAACGAGAAUGAAUACCAGUGGAAAUCCCUUUUCCAGCACGGCCAUGAGGAAUGCGCAGAUACUUACUUCAUCGAGUGCCCACGCUCCAUAGGGGGCAGUUUUGAUAAGAUCGACAAACUCAUGGAGGAUCCGCCGUUCCGCACAGUCGAUCUUUGUCUCGCGAUCUGA
Aspergillus nomiae NRRL 13137 is the source of this 315-nucleotide messenger RNA. RefSeq lists its product as uncharacterized. Lineage: Eukaryota; Fungi; Ascomycota; Eurotiomycetes; Eurotiales; Aspergillaceae. The record is from RefSeq and is a predicted model, not a curated record. The transcript has 2 exons. The coding region runs from base 1 to 315 and encodes 104 amino acids.